AUGGAUCUUAACGAAGCUGUUUCCAAAAAACCAGUGAAUCUUGAAGAAGCCUUAAGAAAAUGUGGAUUCGGAAUGUUUAAUUACAUUUUCAUUUCGCUUGCUGGUGGUUUAAUGGCGUGUGCUUUUCUAGAAUUGACUUCAAUUAAUUUUGUUUUGUCUAUUGCACAAUGUGAUUUAAAUAUGUCAACAAGGGAAAAAGGUUUCUUGAGUGCAAUCGGAUAUGUUGGAGUGAUUUUGUCGUCGCAUCUUUGGGGAUUUCUUGCAGAUACAAAAGGAAGACGAGCUACUCUCAUUCCAUCAUUGAUUAUAGCAUUUAUAAGUACUUUCAUGUCGAGCUUAGCUAACAAUUUCUGGUUGUUAUUAUUCCUUCGUUUUGCAAAUGGAUUUUUCAUUUCAUGCGCAUCGUCAACAACUUUUGCUUAUUUGGGAGAAUUUCAUGACAACAAUAAACGAGCUAAAGUUCUCAUGAUUGCUUCGAUUAUCUAUUCAAUAUUUAAUGUUUUACUUCCUACAUUUGCUAUUGUAACUUUGAAUCAAGAUUGGAGUUUCUAUGUGCCUUUAAUUGCUGUCACUUACAAACCAUGGAGACUUUUUCUGUUAAUUUGUGGUCUUCCAAGCUUACUUUGUGCUUUAGUUAUGAUCGUUUUAAUUCCUGAGUCACCAAAGUUCGCGUAUUCACAAGGAGAUGAACCUGAAACUUUAAAGAUUUUAAGACGAAUUUAUCGAUUGAAUUACAGAAAGUCAAUUUUACUCUAUGAAGUGAAAAGUAUUGUCAAGGAUGACGAGUUUAAUAGUCGAGUUCAAGCAAGGCCAAAGGGAUUCUUAAACUUCAUGUGGUCACAAUCUUUACCUUUUCUUAAAGGUCAUCAUUUGCGUAACAUUAUGACAGCCUCGUUUAUUCAAUUCUCCGUUUGCAAUGCAGCCAACGGUUUUUGGACAUUUUUCCCCGAAUUUAUGAAUAACAUCAGCACUUGGAAAGAAUCUUCUCGUGACUCAGCAACAAUUUGUGAAAUUUAUAACACUUUGUCCGUGCAUAACAAUCAAACUGAAAACGUGUUGAAGUGUAAACAAAAUCACGAACUUAGUACUUAUGCACACAUAUAUGAAGUUGUCAUUAUUUAUGGGAUCUGUUAUCUUAUCAUGUCUUUGUUAAUUAAUUGGACGGGGAAGCUUUAUUUGAUUAUUGCUAUUGUUUUACCUGCUGGUAUUUCUGCAUUACUUCUAAUCUUCAUAAAAGUUCCGACCUUCUCCACGUAUUUAUAUCUUGUAUUGUUAUUGUCGGGUCUGACAAUAAGUGUUGUCAAUGCAUCAACAGUUGAACUGUUUCCAACUAAAAUGAGAGCAAUGGCAGUUUCUAUUUCUAUGAUGAUGGGAAGAUUGGGAAGCACGACAGGUUCAAUGGUCAUAGGACUUGUUAUAGACAAACAUUGCAGUAAAACUUUUCUUAUGCCAAUGUUUUUACUCAUCAUAAGCUGCUUGUUAGCUUUUACCAUUCCAAAUAUCAACAAAAGACGAAAUUAAUUAAAUAAAAUUGAAUUCAAC
Messenger RNA from Clunio marinus, 1542 nucleotides. The record is from the annotation of a GenBank genome assembly. NCBI's taxonomy places the organism in Eukaryota, Metazoa, Arthropoda, Insecta, Diptera, Chironomidae.